This is a messenger RNA of Calliphora vicina (urban bluebottle blowfly), 1812 nucleotides long. RefSeq names its product Dihydrouridine synthase 1 (gene Dus1). Gene Ontology annotation, molecular function: tRNA dihydrouridine synthase activity; flavin adenine dinucleotide binding. Bases 68 to 1627 code for a protein of 519 amino acids. The transcript has a single exon. The record is from RefSeq and is a predicted model, not a curated record. Gene Ontology annotation, biological process: tRNA processing. NCBI's taxonomy places the organism in Eukaryota, Metazoa, Arthropoda, Insecta, Diptera, Calliphoridae.
AACAAUUUGUUGAUUUUUUCUUCCAAAAAGUGUAUAAAUCUAGUUUAUAUACAUUUACGAAACAAUUAUGUUGGACGAUAGUGAGAAACAUAGUGAAGCAACUGAAUUGAAACCUAAAUUCGAGAAAUUGGGUGGCUAUGAAUUCUAUCAUAAAGUAUUAGGUUCACCCAAAUACAUUGUUGCACCAAUGGUGGAUCAAAGUGAGUUGGCUUGGCGUAUGCUGUGUCGCAAAUACAAAGCUGAGUUGUGCUAUUCGCCUAUGUUUCAUAGCAAUCUCUUUGCAAAUGAUCCGAAAUAUCGCAAAGAUGCAUUGCAAACCUGCCCCGAAGAUCGACCAUUGAUAAUACAAUUUUGCGGCAAUGAUGCCAAAACAAUACUGGAAGCCGCUGCUUUAGCACAAGACUACUGUGAUGCUGUUGACAUAAAUUUAGGCUGUCCUCAGGCAAUAGCUCGACGAGGUCAUUAUGGUUGCUUUUUGCAAGAUGAAUGGGAGUUGUUGGAAGAAAUUGUAAAAACUUUACAUGUAAAUCUAAAGGUGCCGGUAACAUGUAAAAUACGCAUUUUCGAGGAUAGAGAAAAGACCUUACGCUAUGCCAAAAUGUUGGAAAGGGCAGGUUGUCAAUUGCUAACGGUACAUGGCAGAACCAGAGAACAAAAGGGACCCUUGACGGGUAUUGCUGAUUGGAGUUAUAUACGAGAUGUUCGCCAGCACAUAAAAAUACCAAUGUUUGCUAAUGGCAACAUCUUGUGUUUGGAAGAUAUUAAAAGAUGUAUGGAAGAGACCGGUGUCGAUGGCGUUAUGACCGCUGAGGGAAAUUUACACAACCCAGCAUUGUUCUGUGGCCAAUCACCAAAAACCUGGGAAAUGGCCGAAGGUUAUCUGUCUUAUGUGGAACAAUUUCCCUGUCCCAUUUCUUAUAUUAGAGGACAUAUGUUUAAGAUUUUCCAUCACAUAAUGAAUCUUAAAUCAAACAGUAUACUAAGAGAGGAAUUGGCGGUGGCUAAUGAUGUGCAAAAGUUUCGUGAUGUAGUCAAAAAGAUCCAAGUAAAAUAUGAACCUUAUCAUGAAGGUCUCCAGGUUUAUGAAAUGGAAGAAGUUGACCCAAGUGUUACGCAACAUACGUUGGGUUACAAUCUCGCCUUACCGCCCUGGCUGUGUCAACCCUAUGUACGAGUACCACCAGAACUGCAUAAACAAAUUAUUGCCGAAAAGGUGCGUUUAGCAGAGGACCCCAAUAGAGAGAAACGCCACUAUUUUGACAACGAUGGCCAGGAGAUUUCACGUAAACGUAUGAAAAAACUGAGACGACGUAUGCGUCGCCCCAACAAGCCCGAAGGUAAACAUGAGCGUAAUUUGGAGAAUUGUGAUCAAUGCAACAAUCCCAUGGGCUUUAAGUGUGAAUUUCGUCUUUGCCGUAUUUGUUGUCGUGAAAAAUGCUACUCUGAGGAUAAUGACUGUCCGGGUCAUGGUAUUCUAAUAAAGUCUAGACGUGCUAAGGCGAAACAAUUUGAAGAAUCCAAAAAUGAUUCUGGUUUGGCUGAUGAAGCUGACGAGUCCGGAGAAAGUCUAAAGGAACAAGAUGUUAAUAAGCUCUCGGUGAACGUUAGUAACUCUGAUAUUAGUUAGUAGUGAAUUAUUUAAAGUGUUUAAAAUUUAGUUAAUUUGUAGAAACACUUUCCUUAAUAAUAUAAAAAAAAACAUUAUAAUUUUAUGUUAUUAGUCAUAAUAAUUAUAUCAAAGGUUUAUUAAACAUUUAUUUUAAUAAUGUAUUAAACAGACCCCAUUAAAAUAAAUUAAGUGAUAAUGGAAAA